This is a messenger RNA of Rhizophagus irregularis DAOM 181602=DAOM 197198, 258 nucleotides long. RefSeq lists its product as uncharacterized. Gene Ontology annotation, molecular function: ATP binding; ATP hydrolysis activity. NCBI's taxonomy places the organism in Eukaryota, Fungi, Glomeromycota, Glomeromycetes, Glomerales, Glomeraceae. The record is from RefSeq and is a predicted model, not a curated record.
UCCUGGAAUAGAGAUGAUUUCAUUGAUACCAUGAAUGCCAUUAUAAGGAGUCCAGGAUUUAUUCUUGAGAAUAAUUUGAUCAAUGAAAUUGGUCAUGAAGCAGUUUCGUCAUUAAUCGAAUAUAACUUUUUACAUAGACGACCAACCAACAAUUAUGCGAAUGAUAUUAUUAAUCCACCAGAUGAAGUAAUUCUAACCGCUAUGAGCAAGCCAUCAAUAUUUGCAAUGGAGAAUCUUCUUAAAAGGAUCAAUAAUUAG